Molecule: messenger RNA, 273 nt
Organism: Cylicocyclus nassatus
Lineage: Eukaryota; Metazoa; Nematoda; Chromadorea; Rhabditida; Strongylidae
Source: the annotation of a GenBank genome assembly
AUGCAGUGUUACAGAGUUGUUUGGUACAUAAAAGGAAAUACAAACAGCAAUCGUCUUUCUGAGAAGAACGAAGAUAUGGGAUGCAAAAGGAUCGCGGGUGGAUUCACAGGCAGAGCACAAGGCGAUCUUGGUCCAGUUUACGGUUUCCAGUGGCGACAUUUUGGCGCCGAGUACAAAGGCCCAGACGCGGACUAUGAGGGCCAAGUGUUGAAUUAGCGGACGUCAUCCACGAAAUUCAUACGAAUCCAGACAGCCGCCGGAUUAUCAUGAGCG